This is a messenger RNA of Cynara cardunculus var. scolymus (artichoke), 2301 nucleotides long. RefSeq names its product malonate--CoA ligase. The record is from RefSeq and is a predicted model, not a curated record. Gene Ontology annotation, molecular function: medium-chain fatty acid-CoA ligase activity. The transcript has 16 exons. NCBI's taxonomy places the organism in Eukaryota, Viridiplantae, Streptophyta, Magnoliopsida, Asterales, Asteraceae. Gene Ontology annotation, biological process: fatty acid metabolic process.
UGUGUCUUCCCACUGAUCACCAAUUGAUGAAAGAACCGUGGACAACCUUCUUUCCUUCAUUAAUUUACUGAUUUACGACUUCUUUGCCAGCUGGGGUCGCCAUAAAUAUAACCACCAUCCACCGUUAAUAGCGAUGAACAGAUGCUCCCCAUUUAUUAUCGGUCUUCGUAAAACCUGCAGUUACUUCCUCACCCACUAUACUUCCGUCAUCACUUCUAGCUUCCCUCAAUCUCCUCAAGUUUCUGCUUCAGGUUGUAGAACGUUCAUGGAGGUUGUCAAAGCAAUUGCAAGUCAGGGAUCUGCAUCUCUUGAAAGUGUUGCUCUCAAAGCUGAUGACAAAAGUUAUGGCUACAAUCAUUUAGUUUCUUCUGCUCGAAGAAUAUCGCUUAUGCUAUCUGGUUGUGAACAAAAGAUUGUUGAUUGGACCACAGAGAAUAGGAGUCUCAAUGGUGCUAGAAUAGGAGUUGUGGCUAAACCUUCUGCUGAAUUUGUUGCCGGAGUUCUUGCGAUAUGGUUGAGUGGAGGUGUAGCAGUACCACUUGCACUCAGCUACCCGGAAGCUGAGCUCUUGCAUGUUAUGACUGACUCGGAUGUAUCGAUGAUUUUGAGUACUGAGGAUCACAGCGAGCUUAUGCAAAAAAUUGCAGCUAAAACUGCGGCCCAAUUUGCUUUGAUACCUCAUGUUCCUAGCAUGACUUCGCAAGCAGCAGAUCAUGAAAGUACCGAUGCCAAUGAUGGUGUACAUCAGAAAGAGAUUCAGUUCUCAAAUAAAGUAAAAGAAAGUGACCCAGCAUUGAUUUUGUAUACUAGUGGUACAACCGGGAAACCUAAAGGAGUUGUUCAUACACAUAGUAGUAUUUUAGCACAGGUGAAAACCUUAACAACAGCUUGGGAGUACACAUCAAGUGAUUGUUUUCUGCAUUGCCUACCAUUACACCAUGUUCAUGGGCUAUUCAACGCGUUGUUUGCUCCUCUUUAUGCGGGUUCCACGGUUGAAUUCAUGCCGAAGUUUAGUGUGAGGGGUAUCUGGCAAAGAUGGCGUGAAUCAUAUCCAAAAGAUGGGACUAAGCUUGAUAAUGCAAUAACUGUAUUUACAGGGGUAUGCCACUUCUUUAGUAAAUGAAACAAUGAGAAGAAAAUACUUGUCCUUAUAGAGGGAGGUUCAGGGGAAAAGUCCCAAAAAAAUUGAAAAACUAAGGAUCACCCUGGUAACUGUUUAUCUAAACUAUAUACACAUAUGUGUGGAUCAUCAGCUCUACCCCUGCCCGUCAUGCAACAGUGGGAGGAAAUUACAGGACAUCGACUAUUGGAAAGAUAUGGCAUGACAGAGUUUGUCAUGGCAAUUUCAAAUCCAUUAAAAGGAAUACGGAAAGGAGGCACUGUAGGCAAACCCUUUCCAGGUGUGCAGGUCAAAAUUCUUGCUGAAGAUGAUGGUGGUGAGGGGGUUGGUGAGCUUUGCAUCAAAAGCCCUUCAUUGUUUAAGGAAUACUGGAAACGCCCUGAGGUAACCAAGGAGUCAUUUAUAGAGGGUGGCUUUUUCAAAACUGGUGAUGCCGUUAAAGUGGAUGAAGAUGGAUAUUAUGUAAUUUUGGGACGUACUAAUGCUGAUAUAAUGAAGGUCGGUGGAUACAAGUUGUCAGCAUUGGAAAUAGAAGCGAUUCUUUUGGAACAUCCAGCUGUUUCAGAAUGUUGUGUCUUGGGGUUACCGGACAAUACUUAUGGAGAAGCCGUCACUGCAAUAAUUGUGCCAGAUAUGGAGAUAAAGAAGGUUCGUGAGAAAGAUUUGAACCCUGCUAUAAGUUUGGAUGAACUCCGAACAUGGGCUAAAGAAAAACUUGCACCAUACAAGAUACCAACCCGAUUAUUUUUAUGGGACUCGCUCCCUCGUAAUGCCAUGGGAAAGGUGAACAAAAAGGAGCUGAAGAUGAAACUGGCUGCUGAAGAACAAUAAACCGAUUUUAUCAUCGACGAAAGAUGCAACAUACCGUUUGUGUGUAAUCUAUGUUAAACGGUAAACUGCAUGCUCUCGUCGAUGGUAACGGAGAUUUUAUUUUCUCGGCUGUCGGUAUUCCUGUUAGGGAUACCGCUGUCAGAAAACUCUACAUAUAAUUUCCUUUCGAGUUGUUAGAAGUUAACGAUGAUGUGCUUAUUAUGGUAAUGUUGGCUUUGAUUUAUAUGAUUCUUGUAAUUCCUCGUUAUUUAAAAAUUGAUAAUAUGGUAAGUUUCGAGAACAGAACAGGGAUCACUGUUUUACAUUUGAUAUGAUCUUUAUAUGAAAUAGACAGGAACAUAAGAAUAAAA